Molecule: messenger RNA, 1359 nt
Organism: Electrophorus electricus (electric eel)
Lineage: Eukaryota; Metazoa; Chordata; Actinopteri; Gymnotiformes; Gymnotidae
Gene: calm3a
Product: calmodulin 3a (phosphorylase kinase, delta)
Cellular component (GO): myosin II complex
Molecular function (GO): calcium ion binding
Source: RefSeq, a predicted model, not a curated record
GCGUUCAUGUCCUUUCAGACCAAUCGUCACUCCGGUCGCAGUUCUCUUACCACGUCCCGGCAGUUUCGUGCAGCCCGACGACGUUCAUCCCCUUGUUGCGGAGUAACGCGGACCCCAAGCGGAUUUGCUGUGAUUAAUUUGCGAAUAAAAUGGCAGAUCAGCUGACUGAGGAACAGAUUGCUGAGUUCAAGGAGGCGUUUUCCCUCUUUGACAAAGAUGGUGACGGCACCAUCACCACCAAAGAGCUGGGUACUGUGAUGCGCUCUCUGGGCCAAAACCCCACCGAGGCAGAGCUGCAGGACAUGAUCAAUGAAGUGGAUGCUGACGGCAAUGGAACAAUAGACUUCCCGGAGUUCCUGACCAUGAUGGCCAAGAAAAUGAAGGACACAGACAGUGAAGAAGAGAUCCGAGAAGCCUUCCGAGUUUUUGACAAGGACGGUAAUGGCUACAUCAGUGCAGCCGAGUUGCGACAUGUCAUGACUAACUUGGGCGAGAAGCUGACGGACGAGGAGGUGGAUGAGAUGAUCCGAGAGGCUGACAUCGAUGGCGACGGCCAGGUGAACUAUGAAGAGUUCGUGCAAAUGAUGACUGCAAAGUGAAAGGUCUUGUCCUUUCUGCAUCUGUCUCAUUGCUUGUCCUUCAAAGAUCACUCUGUCUUUUAGAAAAAAAAUCAGAAAUUUACUUCAGCAAAUAAUAAUAAAAAAUAAAACAAUUUCAGAUUCCGUAGACUCCGACCAACCUAGACCUACAGUUCUCAUUUCUCCAGAGUAAUUGCAGAAUUGCUUCAGCAGAUGUGAAUGGACCAAGCAUAACUGCAUGAGUGAUUUUGGAGCGCACACCUCCAGAUCUGCCUUAGUUAUGACGGUGCAGCACACAAGCUAGCAGUGAGCUAAAGACAACUGUGUGUAAGAUGGCAGUGUUUUCCUUGCAGUGAACAUUUCUGUUAAAUUGAUGGGUGGAAAAUGGCUAAACAAACAAAUAAACCGAAUUAAAUGAGGUGAAUGUUGUAAGGGUCACAGUACUCUGUUGGGUUAGAGAACAAAAAUGGGAGGCUCUAUAGUUGCGUGGUCCCUUUCUGAUGAAGUCAUGCUUUAACUUUUUAAACUCAGCAGCUGCAGUCCAGCCUAAAGUCUCUAAGGUAUCACCACCGAGAUGUUUAUACACGCCUACCACUGUAUUAUAAAUCAUACCGCACACUUAAACACAUUUAAAAGGUGUAUGGAGUAGAUGUGGACAAGGAGCUGGGGGGGUCUCCUUGCAGACCAGUGGCUCUGCUGUUGGAUGGGGGUUUGGCUUGGCUAUGGUGUCCUGUUUGAUGAGCGAGGGCAUCGGACCGGCACUGACGCAGACCACGGAGAU